Cutaneotrichosporon oleaginosum is the source of this 3308-nucleotide messenger RNA. RefSeq lists its product as uncharacterized. Gene Ontology annotation, molecular function: single-stranded RNA binding; nucleotide binding; 3'-5'-RNA exonuclease activity. Gene Ontology annotation, biological process: nuclear polyadenylation-dependent CUT catabolic process; histone mRNA catabolic process; nuclear polyadenylation-dependent snRNA catabolic process. NCBI's taxonomy places the organism in Eukaryota, Fungi, Basidiomycota, Tremellomycetes, Trichosporonales, Trichosporonaceae. Gene Ontology annotation, cellular component: nuclear exosome (RNase complex); nucleolus. The record is from RefSeq and is a predicted model, not a curated record.
CGUCACCAUUCCCAUCGUACUCAACGCUUCUGUUCUACACUUCCCCUCGACCUCUUCACCAUCACCCCACGCUCGUCUCCUAUAAGGGGAAGUGAAGUGCUGCGGUCGUUGGCUCCUAAAGUCGCGAAAUCAUCCUCCUUCCCCUCCCGCAAGGCACCUCCUACUAUACCGUUCGGUCUCCGGCACUUUCCUCGCGCAUCACCCUCACCGCCGCCUCGCGAACUGAUAUCCACGUCUACCUCAACAUCCACUUGCGAGCUUUCAGAGCUUCCGGCUGGCUCACAAAGGAUACCCUCCAAGAAAUUCACUCGCAAUCUCUGGUACAAAUCUGACUGCUGCGCUCCACAACCCCCCUUACUCCCCACCACCAUGGCGUCGAAGAAGGAUGUCCCCGCCGAGUCGACGCGGCCGGCGAGGCAUGUACCGUCUGAGUUUGCGACAUUUGUCGAUACAAUGACAAAGGCGCUUGAAGCCAGCACGUCCCACGCCGCUGAAUUUCCAGACAAAUCGGACAUGAUGUUCCACCGCACUCUCGACCGCAAGUUUGCGAAGGGGAUCGACGCGUCGGGUGAUCGUGUCCUAAAGCUCGCGGACAGCCUCCUUCAACUCACAGUUGAUAGCCAGCCUAAAGCCAACAAGGCGACGCGAGUCAAGGCACGACGCAAGCUCGCUGAUGAGGACGAUGUCGUUGACAGUUUCCAGUCGACAGUGGUGGACCACGUGGACUCGCUCCUUGAAGAUGCUGAUACGCACAUUGAUGAGGCCAACGGCGCGCGGAAAAAGGCGGCGAUCGAUGUCGCGCCCAAUUCUCAGGCUAUGAAGAACCUCCCUGGGCCAGCCCAUAACCAACACCUAUCUAUGAGCCUCCGUCUCGACCGCGAUAUCCAAAAGCCCCAGCUGCUGUUCGCGGACGGCGUCGACAACUCUGCCGACCUUCCUCCGUGGAAGCCCACGCUGAAGGAGAAACAUCACGCGAUGGUGCCUCUGGAUUAUGUCGUUGGGUCGGAGGAGGACGAGCCUAUCGAGGAUGAUGGUACGCCGAGCUCGCGUCUUAGACGUGAGCGGCGGGAAAAAGCGCGCCAGCAUCCCUAUUACUACGAAACACGCCACCUUCCCUACCCUACCUCGAUGUUCCUCGAGCGCGAGGCCAUCAUGCCCAAGUCAUUCGAAGAUACUCCCUUUGAGUUUGUCGAUACGCCCGAGCGCCUGGCCGCUCUUACGGAGACGUUGCUCAAAGCCAAGGAGAUUGCUUUCGAUCUUGAACACCACCAGACUCGGUCGUACUACGGAUUCACUUGUUUGAUCCAAGUCAGCACGCGCGAGCAAGACUGGGUGAUCGACGCUCUCACCCUCCGCUCGGAGCUUCGAGAGCACAAGCUGGGUGGGGUAUUGGCUGAUCCCUCAAUCAUCAAAGUCUUCCACGGAGCUGAUUCGGACAUUGUGUGGCUUCAGCAAGACUUCGAUAUCUACGUCGUUAACCUGUUCGACACCUUCCACGCCGCCAAGACCCUUGACUUCCCCAAGAUGUCGCUGAGCAGCCUGCUUCAACUGUAUUGUGACUUCCAGGCCGACAAGAAGUACCAGAUGGCCGAUUGGCGUAUUCGCCCGCUUCCGAAGGAGAUGUUGUUCUACGCGCGCGCCGACACGCACUUCCUCUUAUACGUGUACGACCGCCUCAGAAACGCCCUCAUCACCCGCUCGUCGAGAACGACUUCGCCUGCUGCAGAAGGGGCAGAGGGGAGCGAUGGUGCUUCCACUCCCAAGCCCAACCCUCAAAGUGGUAUCCGCCGUGUCCUUGACCUAUCCGCUGAGACCGCCCUUAAGCUCUACGUCCGCGAAAGCUACAAUGAACAAACGGGAUCAGGACCGAUGGGCUGGCAGAACAUGGCGAAGAAGCUUGGCAAGGCCGAUGCUAUCAAGCAGAAGGCUGGAUAUAUCCUUAAGCGUCUCCACCGCUGGCGUGACGCGCUUGCACGGGAGCUGGAUGAGAGCCCUCAUUACAUCCUUCCUAACCAUACCGUUAUAUUCCUCGCCCAGACGCCACCGACCCGGCCCGAGGUGCUUGCACGCGUUCUGGGCAAGCAGGCUCCCGCCCUCCUGCCUCAAGUGGACGAGAUUCUCGGCGUCAUUGCCGCUGGCAUCCGAGACUAUGAGGAGGCUUCAAAGCGCCCUGAUAAAGGAAUAUCCGCAUCGGGCCUCGAAGCCCAGUCGUCGCUGCCCUCCUCGGCCACGCACUCGAUCGUGCAGAAGCCCUCUGGCUUGACGUCGGUGUCAACCGCGGCGAAGAAGGCAGAAGCCUCCAAGUUGGUGCCGGCGCCUAAGCGCCUGAAGCCUCACACGACUGUCGACGUUUGGGCUGAUCUCAUCGGCGGCAAGCAGGCUGUCCAGAAGACGGCGCCGACCUCGGUUCUGUUUGGCGCGACGCUUCAGACGCAGGCAUCUCCGGCGUCAAGUCCGGCGUCCGCAUCGGCGCCGUCCUCGUCACUGUUUGGGCGCACGCUUGACAAGGCGCCGAAGGCGGCAUUGUUGCGUAACAAACGCGGGCAGUCGCCCGGUUUCGCCUCCGUGCAGUCUACAAUUCAUUCCGCUCUCCAAAAGUCACCGCCUGAGCUCCCCGCGAUCAACCCAGCAGUGCCCACCCAAGGUGUCGAGCCCGAAACGGUCGCGUUUGUGCCGGCGGAAGAACGGAAGAUUACGAAAGCCGACGAGACCUCCACCUCCGCGUCCAUCGGCAAGAGCAAGAGCAAGAGCACAAGCAAAGGCAAGAGCGGGGCCACUGCCGCCGUUGGCGGAGAUGCACCCGCCAAGUCGGCGCCCAAGGGAGGGCCGACUGUUGACGCCGAUGGUGUGGUUGCUGUGCGCAAGCAGAAGAAGAGCAGGAAGGACAAGGUCAAGGUAGAAUCACAUUCCGGCCCUGAAACUGCCGAGGGUUCACCUGCACCCGAAAAGAAGGCGAAGAAAAAGAUCAAGGCGGAGGAUAUUCCCGCGUUUGACUACGCUGCCGAGGGCAACUUGCUGGACCAGCCGACAUCAUCGUCUGCUGACAAGACAGCAAAGCGGGGCAAGAAGAAGGAGAAGCCCAAGGCCAAGAAGGCGGGGGCGGGAGCAGCAGCGUCAUCCAAGACCUCGGGUAACCGUCGGCCACUUUCGAAUCCGAGUGAGCCGAAGAGUGGCAACAAGUCUGGGACUUUUAUGAACUAAGGCCGAGUUGCACCCGGUACCGAGAGGAGAUACGUCUCUUGUAUAGCACUGCACAUGUGGACUCGAGCCAACGUGUGUGCAGAAUCAUGCAUAUUCAUGAGUAUGCG